This is a messenger RNA of Daucus carota subsp. sativus, 1144 nucleotides long. RefSeq lists its product as uncharacterized. The coding region runs from base 11 to 1060 and encodes 349 amino acids. Gene Ontology annotation, biological process: polyprenol biosynthetic process; plastid membrane organization; response to cold. Lineage: Eukaryota; Viridiplantae; Streptophyta; Magnoliopsida; Apiales; Apiaceae. The transcript has 3 exons. The record is from RefSeq and is a predicted model, not a curated record. Gene Ontology annotation, molecular function: ditrans,polycis-polyprenyl diphosphate synthase [(2E,6E)-farnesyl diphosphate specific] activity. Gene Ontology annotation, cellular component: chloroplast stroma.
UUUUCCGAAAAUGUCUACCAAUGAUUUCAAUCUAUCCAUUCCGAUCCUUCUAACCAUCAUAUCACAACAAUUUAAACAGGUAAACGCAACCCUUAGCACCAGCAAACCACAUACACACAAAAGACAUAACAAAAUGAUAUCCUUGGGAUCGAUGACUACUCUUCAUUGUACAAACAGAAAUCACCUGCCUUGUAUGCCCACACUCAGUACCAAAAUUGAAUCAAGCGUGCAACGUUCUAGUUGCGUUUCGAGAUUGCAUGAGGCCGUUGUCGAGACAGCUAACGAUAUUAAUUCAGCAAGAAACAAUCAUAGUGAGGUUCUGCAACUGCCAGAGAGACUGAGACCAGAACUGAUGCCGAAUCAUGUCGCGAUCAUUAUGGAUGGUAAUCGACGGUGGGCGCGCCAGAGGAAUUUACCAGUGUUCGAUGGUCAUACGGCUGGUAAAGAGACGUUGAAAGAACUCACUCGCUUAUGCUCCAAGUGGGGAAUCAAAGUCCUCAGUGUUUUUGCAUUCUCUACUGAGAACUGGUCAAGGCCCAAAGAAGAGGUGAGCUUUCUGUUGCGGCUGAUAGAAGAGGUGCUCAAAUCAGAUCUAGAAGAGUUUAUGCGGUCAGGAAAUCGGAUAUCUGUGAUGGGGAACAGAAAAAUGCUGUCCAGAUCACUACAAGAAUCCAUCACUCGAGCAGAAGAGACUACAAAGGCGAACACCGGAACUCUGCUGAACUUAGCCAUUAACUAUGGAGGUCGAUACGACAUUGUACAAGCAUGCAAAUCCAUUUGUAAAAAAGCCAUGACCGGACAUCUUCAAGUGGAUGACAUUGAUGAGACUGUCUUCGAACGAGAACUCGAGACGAAUGACCUCCAUAACCCCGAAUUGCUCAUUCGCACUAGUGGUGAACUUCGAAUCAGUAACUUCUUCUUGUGGCAACUGGCCUACUGUGAACUAUAUUUUGCAGAUAAAAUGUUUCCUGAUUUCGGAGAAGAAGAUUUCGUCGAGGCCUUGAGCUCAUUUCAGAAAAGGCAAAGACGGUUUGGUGGGGAUUAUUAUCCCAAGGCUUGACGAAAGGAAAAACUUAUGUCUGUCAACCUAAACUUGUGAGCUAAAUUCCUGUAGUAAACAGUUAACCGGAACACACGAUGAUCA